Molecule: messenger RNA, 1251 nt
Organism: Xiphophorus maculatus (southern platyfish)
Lineage: Eukaryota; Metazoa; Chordata; Actinopteri; Cyprinodontiformes; Poeciliidae
Product: natterin-3-like
Exons: 3
Coding region: 1-1251 (416 amino acids)
Source: RefSeq, a predicted model, not a curated record
AUGCUAGUUAAGCCAUUGAAAAAGAUAAAAUUGCUGUUGCUGCUGGUUGCGUCCUCAGCCAGUCCUCUGGACCCGGACAGGAACCAGCAACCAGAUGGAAUCGUUAAGAAGGAAGAGAUUCGGAUCCAUCUUUUAAAAAAUAAAUGUUUCUUUUCCUUCCUGAAACCAGAUCCAGCAGGUGAUGUUGCUAAAAUCAGAGCUAACGUGUCUGUCUCAAUAAUCCGGCAUCUUAUGACUUCUGCACCGAUCAGACAGAAAAUCCCAGUUAACUCGACACUCCCAGAGUUUGGCAGUAUAGGAAAACUGCAGUGGGUGACAUGGAAUGGUUCCCUUCCUAACGGAUCCGUUUCCAUCCAUAACAGCUACGCCAAACGAAUCGACUACAUCUGCAAAGUCAGAUGCAAUUCUGGGUUUUACAACCCCAGCAUGGGUUCUUACUGCCACUACCCCAAUAAAAAAAAAGAGCAUCGUUCCUCCUCUUUUCAAGUCCUGGUGAACAAAGAUAAUUUUGAGAUCCUGGAGUGGAAGGAAGGUUCUUAUGGUUCUGUUCCACAGAAUUCAAUCAGAACCUGCUCCAGUGGAAAAAUGUAUGUAGGGAAGAACAAGUACGGACUGGGGAAGGUUGAUCCGAAAGAUAAAUGUUUUUAUCUCCCCUGGAAGGGAAAAGAGCAUUGGUACCAGAAGAGCUAUGAGGUUCUGACCCACAUGAAGGCGGAAGAAGAUUUAAUCUCUGAUGUCAAAUAUAAUAUAGAGAAAGACAAGAUUUUCAAAGAACCUCCAAAAACCAUGCAAAGCACUACUGUCACUAACCGUGCCCUCAGACCUGUGACAAAGACGGUUUCUUUGCGUAAGACAACCAAAGAUGAGAGACGGUGGGACUUCAGCUUCUCUAUCAGAGUUUCUGCAAAAAUGACCAUCAAAGCAGGAAUUCCCUACAUUACAGAAGGACAGGUUGAAGUCACUGCAGAGACGUCUCUUGCAUUCUCAUAUGGAAAAUCCUGGACAGAGGAAAUCUCCCACUCCAUCACAUUAGAGCUUACCAUACCACCAAACCACAGCUGCAAAGUAAAGAUGGUUGGUUAUCAGUACAGAAUGGACAUUCCCUUCACCGCCCGCCUGAGUCACAUCUAUGAAGACGGAGAGACCAGAUCGGUCAUCAUCUCUGGAACGUAUCAUGGAGUCCAAGUUGGAGAUAUUGGGACUGAAGUGGAAAGAUGUAAACCUCUGUCCAACUCCAGUGUUGUUGAAUAG